AUGGCGCCGCAACUCAUAUUCGGCACGGCCACUUUUGGCAUGGACAUGACCGAGUUCCAAGACCCAGAAUCCGUCAAAUCCAUUCUCGACACUGCCCAAGAACUGGGCAUCCGGCGUCUGGACACUGGAGCCCGGUACCCACCGCGAAACCCGGGAAGAUCGGAGGAGCUCAUCGGCGAGACCAAGGCACUCCUCAGGGAUGGAAGUGGCUUUGCCGUCGAUACCAAAGUUUACACCAAUGUACAGACCGAUGGCAGUGGUGAUCUCACUCAAGAAGCGGUGGCAGCCUCGAUAGUUGCGAGUUUGAAGCGUCUCCAGCGGCCGGAGGGGGUAAAUACUCUUUAUGCGCAUCGUGCGGAUCCUUCUACACCGUUGGAAGACCAGAUCAGGGCAUUCAACCAGCAGAUCAAGGACGGCCGGUGCAAGGCUUGGGGGGUUUCAAACGUUCCGCCCGAAAUGCUCGAGGAAAUUCUUCGAAUAUGCGACGAAAAGGGCUUGCAGAAGCCAAGCUGCUAUCAGGGAGACUACAAUUUGGCCACGCGCGGUAUGGAAACGAAGCUGCUGCCUAUCCUGCGUGCUCACGGCAUGUCAUUUAACGCGUUCCGAGCACUCGCGGCAGGCUUCUUGACCGGCCGUGUUGCCGAGAACCAAGUCGCGGGUACUCGCUUCGCCAACAAUAACCCCCUUGGCCAGGCGAUGCAGAACCUAUUCGGCUCUGAGAAACUGAUUGCUGCUCUGAAGCAGUUUAACCAGGAGGUUACGGCCCAGAACCUCAAGCCGGUUGAGGUUGCCAUUCGCUGGAUCGUCUACCACUCGGCUCUCAGUGAGCAAGACGGGGUCUUGCUUGGGGCGAGCAGGACCGAGCAGCUGCGCGACACUGUUGGCAUGAUCAAGAAAGGGCCGUUGCCGGUGGAGGUGCUGAAGAAUACGGAAGACUUUUGGCUUGCUGUGAAGGAUAUUCGAGGCAGUAUCAUCUAG
Talaromyces rugulosus is the source of this 978-nucleotide messenger RNA. RefSeq lists its product as uncharacterized. Lineage: Eukaryota; Fungi; Ascomycota; Eurotiomycetes; Eurotiales; Trichocomaceae. The transcript has 4 exons. Gene Ontology annotation, cellular component: cytosol. The coding region runs from base 1 to 978 and encodes 325 amino acids. The record is from RefSeq and is a predicted model, not a curated record.